Molecule: messenger RNA, 540 nt
Organism: Meyerozyma guilliermondii ATCC 6260
Lineage: Eukaryota; Fungi; Ascomycota; Pichiomycetes; Serinales; Debaryomycetaceae
Product: CCR4-NOT core subunit
Exons: 1
Coding region: 1-540 (179 amino acids)
Biological process (GO): nuclear-transcribed mRNA poly(A) tail shortening; regulation of DNA-templated transcription
Cellular component (GO): CCR4-NOT core complex; P-body
Source: RefSeq, a predicted model, not a curated record
AUGACGCCGACCAGCCCAGACGAUAUGGAAAAGUUUGGCCUCCGUGGCCUAGCUUCACUUGCAAAAAUGGAACAAAACGAGAAAACAACCUUCGCAAUAGGACAAGAUGUCAACUUGUUGGGACUAGAUUUAUCGAGCGACUCUCAAAUACUAGUCAAUAUGGCUUCGCCGUGGGCCGAAACAUCGAGGUCGGACGUAGAACCAGCAUUCUCCAUUCCUGAGUCGAUUCGAGCGGAAAAUGUCCAUCCUCCACCUGAACCUUGUGAUCUCAAAAUCCUGUCAUUUUCCGACGAAACCUUGUUCUACAUCUUUUACAUGAAGCCCAGAGAUACAUUACAAGAGUACGCAGCCCGAGAAUUGGUGGCACGAAACUGGCGUUACCAUAAAGAUAUUCAGGUGUGGCUCACCAAAGACAGCAAUGUAGAACCAGUGCUCAUUAGUCAAGAUGUGGAAAAGGGGGUAUAUAUAUUCUUUGAUCCUCACAACUGGGAAAAGAUCAAAAAGGAGUUUUUGCUCCAUUAUUCGUCGGUUCAGGCGUAA